UCACAGUCUUGCUCAUUAUUCUCACUGCUGAAUGUAGGCCUAUCUGAAUCAAGACAGUUAUUCCGGUGCUGUAGAGUAGGUCCCUAUACUCACAGGUUUAGGGUUUUUGGGGAAUUGAAAAUGGAUUGAACAAUGUUAUUUUAUUGGGUAGAUAUAACUUUGGGAUGAAAAUGGUAACUUUGUCUUUUUACAUAUUUUGUACCACACCUGCAAAAACUUAAAACUAUAUGGGUCUCUGGUGUGCCUUGAAGUCACUGGCUGUUGUCCGACUCUCAGCCACUCAUACCAGUCGCAAGAAAUCUUAAAGUGAUCUGUUGAGGUUAAAUAACACCAGUUUGCUGUAUGUCAAUUGUGUCGAUCUCGGUCAUAACCGCAAGGCUGUAAUUGUAACCUGACUGAGCUUAACUCAGGGACAAAGGCUCAAGCGGACUUGAUAUCACCAUAGAUAGACCGUGAGAUACACUCACUUGGCAUGGGCUUUCCACCACGUUGUUCGUUAAUCGACGGAUUGUAGGACCCAGCGAGAAUCCAUUGGGGAGCGGACGAUUCAUGAAAGUUGGCUGUACAGUAUAAUACGACUAUGACAGUAUUUCAGCAUUCUGAGGGACUUAUUUCCCUACGAUCGUUUUACUUCUUAUCAUUAUUACGAGUCACAACCAGUAAACCUUCUCGAAAGUGAAAGCCGGAGAAAGCUAUUACACCUACUAACUCCAGUCGGUCGGCAUUUGCCAAGCUUCUGUCCACACAGUGCGGAAGGGUGUACGAGAAGGAUGUCAGCAUUCAUUUGGAACGUAGGGGGCUUGGCAUGUGAGUGAGAUGCCAGAGUAUUGUACAUUUAUAGUGUAUUACAGGCAGUUAGGCGUGUACCUUUGAUAUUCGAGUCUCUCGUACGACAUAGUAUGAUGCUUACCAACAGUAGCUAUAAACAGCGAAGACAGGAGUAGACAGCAUUUAAACCGACAGAGCAAGCUGUCAACUGAGCGUCCCCCCGCCCCCCAAACAGUGGUCCAGGACGGUCUGACACGAUGCAGAGCAGAAGGGAUUGAUAAGACAGCCGGGGGUUGUUUUCAUCUUCCACUGAUCUCACGGGAUCUUGCAGGGUGUUAAUGUGAGAGGACAACAUCCACUUGCUGCCUCUUCCUUCCCGCCGUGUGAUUCGCCAUGGCGAUGAGCAGUGACCCCGGUUGCCGGGGGCCAGAGCCGGAACAGGGCGCCGCCGAGCUCACCGACAGGGUGGCCGCCAUCACCAUGGCAGCCGGCGACACCACGGGCACAUCUGGGGCAUCUGGCGCCUCCAACGGUGUGAAAAACGGGGCCGUGGUGAAGAAGACCGUCGCCCAGCGGCUGCAGCUCUCAGGCAGGAAGAUGUCCCUGCAGGAGAGAGGCACCUACCCGUCCUCCGGCAGUGGAGGAGGAGGAGGAGGAGGAGGAGGAGGAGGAGGGCACUCUCACACAUCACCUCGAGUGGUCCGCCGUCCGACCAUCGAGUCCAAGCGUGUCUCCAUCUCUGACUCCCAGGACUGCAUGCGCUUGAACCAGUACAAGCUCCAGAGUGAGAUAGGCAAGGGCUCCUAUGGGGUAGUGAAACUAGCCUACAAUGAGGACGACGAUAAGUAUUAUGCAAUGAAAGUGACGUCGAAGAAGAAGCUGAUGAAACAAUGCGGAUUCCCCCGCCGCCCACCUCCUCGAGGCCCAAAAGCAGCCCAGGGGGUGCAGCCCAAAGUUAUGGGACCACUGGAGCGGGUCUACCAGGAGAUCGCCAUCCUCAAGAAACUGGACCACCUCAACAUAGUCAAGCUCGUGGAGGUUCUUGAUGACCCGACGGAGGACAGCCUACACAUGGUGUUUGAGCUGAUGCAGAAGGGGCCAGUGAUGGAAGUACCCACGGACAGCCCUUUCACUGAAGAUCAGACGCGUCUCUAUUUUAGGGACAUGGUCCUCGGCAUCGAGUACCUGCACUACCAGAAGAUCGUCCACCGGGACAUCAAGCCGUCCAACCUGCUCCUGGGCGACGACGGCCACGUGAAGAUUGCCGACUUCGGCGUCAGCAACCAGUUCGAGGGCAACGACGCGCUGCUGUCCAGUACCGCCGGCACGCCGGCCUUCAUGGCCCCCGAGACACUCUCGGACGUGCGCAAGAGCUUCAGUGGGAAGGCGCUGGACGUGUGGGCCAUGGGAGUGACGCUCUACUGUUUCGCCUUUGGGAAGUGUCCCUUCAUCGAUGAAUACAUCUUGGCUCUUCACAAUAAGAUCAGGACUAAGCUUGUGGAGUUUCCUGAAAUGCCAACCAUUAGUGAAGAGCUGAAAGACCUCAUUCUAACAAUGCUGGACAAGAACCCUGACACCAGGAUCACCAUACCAGAGAUCAAACUGGACCCCUGGCUGACGCAGAAUGGAACAGAUCCGCUGCCACUGGAGGAGGAGCACUGCUCUGCUGUGGAGGUGACUGAGGAGGAGGUGCAAAACUCCGUCAAGUGUGUGCCCAGCCUGUCUACUGUGAUCCUGGUGAAGUCCAUGCUCCGGAAGAGGUCCUUUGGGAACCCGUUUGAGUGGCCGAGCAGGAGGGAGGAGAGGUCCAUGUCCGCACCUGGAAGCCUGCUAAUGGACUGUUGGCCGUUUCGCCCCUCUCUAAAACGGCACCCCUCCUUAAGAAAGGGGAGCAGUGGGGAGGCGGGCCGUGAGACAGAGCUGGAGGACCUUCAUGAAGACGAGCCUCCCUCCGCCUGAGGGGCCCAUGGCUCAGCUUGCUCCAGUGGCCCCCAGGGCUGUGUGCAUGGCCCUCUGCCCCGAUUAAGACCCCUGCCCCAAAGAGCCGACCUUUACGCUACCCCACCCACCCCUGAAAAUAACAUUGCCUGACUCAUUGCUCUCGGAUAAGCGCAACAUUCAACCCAGGUUUGACCUUUGACACCCCUGCCACCAAGGAGUGCUUCUCAGCUGAAACCUCACUGCAGCUUCAGUGCUCUCCGAACUAAACCCAGUGAUGUCUCCUCAAAAAACCCCUUGGUGUAAAUCUCUUCUCCAACCAAAGCUAUGUAUUUCGUUUUUCAGAUAUUGCUACGUUACUGUCACUAUCAUCCGGAUUGUGAGAAGCUUUCCAGGCUAAGGUAUGUUCCAGCCCACACACCCAGCCUUCUGGCUAAUGACAGUGUGUCGCUAGCUGUUCUGGCCUUAGCCUAGUCCUCGAUUCUGUGGAAUUUCAACCCAAGCAUUCUUUGCUGAGAGAGUACAUUGCAGAUGGAAGGAAUGUUGUGGGGUCAUCUUGCUGAGUACUUGCUGAUCCAAAUCCAGCUACCUUCAUGAACACAAUGUUUAUACAUACCACACACACACACACACACAAGUACUGUCCAUACAUAAAAACAUGCAUACAUGUACUCAUACACAUACCUAAAUAUAUACAUACACACAUAUGUACAUACACAGCACAUGGACCAGUUACCCUUAUAAGCUAGCAGAGUUGCAUUCAUACAUUUGUUUCCACCCAGAGGAGGCGCUUGUGGAGAGCUGGUUUUGGGAGUGAGCUGAGAGCUGCUGACUUCAGCGCUGGAGCUCAAGUCUUGUUUAGAUCCAACCUGCACGUGUACAUUCCCUGAUGAGCCAUGCCUUCCUGUAGCCAGUCCCUCUGCCCCUGGAUCUGCCUCUGCUCUUCCUCACAUAUCAACAAUGGCCAAACUCUGAGAGAGAGAGAGAGAGAGAGAGAGAGAGAGAGAGAGAGAAUCAGUGGAGAGGCAAGUAGACUCCAGCCAGUCCCCCCCGUGGUCAGCUGGCAGGCAAAGGCAGGAAGGGUAGACUCCAGCGAUUGUGGGCCUGAGCGUCUGUCCCCGCGUGGGCUCUGUGUAUCUGUCACCUUAUCUGUGUCAGGAUGCGCUCUCGCUCUCGCUCUCUGCCGCAGAAACCAGCCAGCCACUCCAACACUACAUGCCAAUCAAAGUCGAGGCAGAAAGUGUGUGUGUGUGUGUGUGUGUGUGUGUGUGUGUGUGUGUGUGUGUGUGUGUGUGUGCGCGCGUGCAUCUCUACGGUUCACUUUGGUUUUCCCUAAGCUUUGUUGUGGAAAUGACAAUGAAAUGGAAAUGAAGAGGAGCUCAGUGGAUCUGUGGACUUGGUGUCAGAAAAUGAAGGCAGACUGCGCACUGUUCUGUUCUAUGUAAAUACUGUAUGUUAAUUAUGAUGCCCGUGUUUACUGUUUACUGUCUCUGUUUGUCUACCCGUGGCUUGACCAGCAGUGUCCAGCCUUAUGGCCACACACUUGUAUCUUCUCCCACAAUCAAAAUCUGUGGUGUUCCCAGGCUGUCAAAAUGCUGUGGAUAUGACUGUCUAUUUACAUAAGUAUAUUCCACGUUUCUUAUCACGGGGUCACAACAUCAGAUCAUAACUGUGGGAUCCCAAUGCCCAGGCAAGUUCUGCUUACUCAGCGUGGACACUCUAUAUAGGAAGGGUGAUGACAUUAUUACCAUGCCAACGGGGAACUGUCAGAGAACACCCAUUUAGGCAAACUGGAAGGCGUGGGAAAGUAACAGUCGUUUAUAGUGGGAGACCAAAAACAAACAAACAAACAGAAAGGACUUGUAAAGCACUGUGAAGCCAUUCAAGCAUGUGUGUUGUUUGUGUUUGUGUUUGUGUAAGAGUUGAACAUGGUAUUGACUGUGUGAGCAGAUGUAUGCCCACGCCCUUUCAUCCUCUCUCGUUUUCUAUAUAUCUCUCUGUCCAUCUACGUUUUUUUUUUUUUUUGCCC
Molecule: messenger RNA, 4735 nt
Organism: Clupea harengus (Atlantic herring)
Lineage: Eukaryota; Metazoa; Chordata; Actinopteri; Clupeiformes; Clupeidae
Gene: camkk1a
Product: calcium/calmodulin dependent protein kinase kinase 1a
Biological process (GO): CAMKK-AMPK signaling cascade; protein phosphorylation
Molecular function (GO): protein serine/threonine kinase activity; ATP binding
Source: RefSeq, a predicted model, not a curated record